This is a messenger RNA of Anopheles maculipalpis, 1019 nucleotides long. Its product is annotated as ADP-ribose pyrophosphatase, mitochondrial. NCBI's taxonomy places the organism in Eukaryota, Metazoa, Arthropoda, Insecta, Diptera, Culicidae. The transcript is spliced from 3 exons. The coding region runs from base 59 to 1000 and encodes 313 amino acids. The record is from RefSeq and is a predicted model, not a curated record. Gene Ontology annotation, molecular function: ADP-ribose diphosphatase activity.
UGUAACGGAUCCGCAAGAUAAUCAGCACCGAUCCGAAUACCGAAUCGAGCUUGGCACGAUGGCGGUACGGCAAACCGCGUGCAGAUUGCUAUCGGCAGUCGCUGGUACUGGUCCGUCCUGCAGUGGUGCUGGUGCCGAGGAACAGUCACUCGACACCAUGGCACGGAUCAUUCCGGGCAUAUUUAAACAUUCGCGCUGCCGGAACAACGUGUAUCCGCAGAGUGACGUGCGCCGAUAUCCGGUCCCGGAUGAGUCGGUCUUUUGGACGCAGACGUACACCGACUAUCAGCCACCGUGUCACGAAUCGCCCAUCCUGCAAGGGAAAGAGUGGGCCGAUUUGGAUAUCGAUAAUGCCUCUUUCAAACCGAAAUGGAACGAGCUGGACGGGAAGGUCAAUCGGGUAAGCUUCAUCGGGACGUACGACAUACGGGACAGCUGUCCGUUGAAUCCGUUCGGACGGACCGGUAUCCGUGGGAGAGGAAUACUUGGCCGCUGGGGACCGAAUCAUGCGGCCGAUCCGGUUGUAACGCGCUGGAAGCUUGACGAUGCAGGCGAACCGGUCCUCCAUCCGGAUAGUGGUAAGCGCGUCCUGCAGAUGUGUGCAAUCGAGCGACAGGAUUGUGGCGAAUGGGCCAUCCCGGGCGGGAUGGUUGAUCCGGGCGAGAAGGUUAGCGCAACGUUGCGCCGCGAGUUUCUCGAAGAAACGAUGGACAACGAUGCCGGCGAGAUGGCGGGUGAGGUGGAACAAUUUUUUGCCGCCGGGACAGAAAUUUACAAAGGCUACGUGGAUGAUCCGCGCAACACGGACUGUGCCUGGAUGGAAACGGUUGCGGUGAACUUUCACGAUGAGUCGGGUUCGGUGGUGGGACGGUUCCCGUUGCAUGCAGGUGACGAUGCGGCCAAGGUACGCUGGAUGGAUGUGGGUGAGGAGGUGAAACUGUACGCCAGCCAUUCGAACAUUGUCAAGCGUGUGGUCGAUAUGUUGGAAGCGCACUGGUGAGAGAGAGUCAGAGGAGUGC